Molecule: messenger RNA, 2334 nt
Organism: Triticum turgidum subsp. durum (durum wheat)
Lineage: Eukaryota; Viridiplantae; Streptophyta; Magnoliopsida; Poales; Poaceae
Source: the annotation of a GenBank genome assembly
AUGGAUGGGAGUGUUUUUGCACAGCUGUACCUCACUUACCAUGUGGCCCAGGUGUUUCGCCCCAGCCGCAGCCGCAGCACACAACGCACUCAUCAACCAGAGCAGCCACUCGAGUCGGCUCGAUCCCGAAUCCCCUCUCCUCUUUUUCUUCCCCACGCCGCCUCCCCCCCUCCGCAUCCGGCGCGGCGACCGGCAGAGGAGCCGGAGGAGGCGGCGGUUGCUCGGCUGACGGCCCGCGGAGACGACGACGCCCCCGCUGCCGCCGAGAACGACGGUGACAGCCAAUCGCCUGACCGGCGCAGUUCAUCAUCAUCCGCCUGUAAAGAUUUCCUCCGCAAGUUUGUGGACAACGAGCUUCUCACUGCAAGCCUAGAGGAUUGGUUUUCUGGGGACAGCGAGGACUGCGGUUUCCGGAAGCCGGCUUUCGAUGUUCCUUUUGACCUUGCCGAGCUGCAGAAUUUUGACUAUGCUCUGGAAGGUGUUACUUUUCAGCAGCUAGUGCGGAUGCCCAACGCUCUUCAUGCCUCAACAUCGGAUGUUUUUGAAGCUACUGCACACCUUGCCCUGGAGGAUUUUCUGCACGCUGGCAUCAAGGGACUGUGGGAAGCUUUCUGGGGUCCUGAGGAAGCUAUGCCUUUCUCUGUUGCUUGCAUACACAGCACGAGCUCCAGAUUUUACCCUGCCGAGAAGGCUAUUGGCAGUGGGAAACUCGAUGGUGUCUGUGCGACAGCUGUUCUGCUCAAGAAUUCGAAGCAUUCACAAGGGAGGUGGGAUCAUAUUGUUGUGUUGACUUUGUUGAGACCUGAUAUUGGAAUGGUUUCUGCGCAGAGUGACCAGCAUCUGUCUCCUGCUGUCCUGGGGGAGGCGCUAUUCUUUGCACUUCGUGUAUUGCUUUCUCGGAGCCUCAGCAGGUCCUCCACUGUCCUUCGAAAUUCAGAUUCUGUUUAUGUGCUCCUCGUAGAUUCACAGUUUGGAGGGGUGGUCAAUGUCCAAGGGGAUCUGAACAAGCUAAAUUUUGAUUUGAACAAUGUUUAUGAGUGUGCUGCUGAAUGGAUAAAAAAGGAUGCCAAAAUUACAGUUUCUUCCGUUGACCGGGUAUGGAAUAAACUUGGGAAUGCUAACUGGGGAGACAUUGGGACCCUUCAAGUUCUCCUUGCAGUUUACCACUCAAUGGUCCAAUUCUGCGGAGCACCAAAGUAUUCUCUCGAUGAACUGGCCACAGAGCAUAGUUCCCGGCUACAGAGUCGAAGAUCAGAGAGACACUUGGUGGACAGACAUUCCAAUGGAAACGGUCUGUUUCGGUUCCAGCAGCGAAGUCAUUCUCCUGAAAUUGUUGAAGUGCAGGAGGAAGGCACUGUAGAUGUAAAACCAGAUGAAAUCUUGAAGCUUGAGAUAGGGUCCAUUGUCUUCAUGGAAGAUUCUAACUGCCAGAAGGGUUUUCAAAUCAAUGAUAUUCGAACAGAAAGUGAGCCUCCUAUUUAUGGUGCUGUUCCUGUGGAAGAGCCUACCAAAUCCUAUUUGCUGUAUGUAGGUUCCAGUCCUUCUCAUCUGGAGCCAGCAUGGGAGGAUAUGAAUUCCUGGUACCAAGUUCAAAGACAGACAAAAGUACUGACCUUGAUGAAGCAAAGGGACAUUUCUAGCAGAUACAUACCACAGAUGGUAGCUUCUGGACGUGUAGGCCAUCCAGGCCCGUGCAACAAACCGAACUCCAGUGGGAGUUGUGGUCAUCCACUGUGCAGCACUCCAAUCCUUGUCACCUCACCAGUUGGGGAGACCAUUUCAAAUCUUAUACGGAACGGAUUGUUUGGUGUUGAGGAGGCUCUGAGAUGUUGCCAUGACUGUUUAUCUGCUCUUGCUGCUGCAUCAUCUGCGGGAAUCCGGCACGGUGAUAUCCGGCCAGAAAAUGUGAUCCGUGUCAGCAAUGGUUCAAGGCAACCACAUUUUGUACUUAUUGGAUGGGGUCAUGCUAUCCUAGAAGAUAGGGAUCGACCUUUGAUGAAUCUAUUCUUUUCAUCCACUUUUGCUCUUCAGGAAGGGAAGCUAUGUGCCGCAUCUGAUGCUGAAAGUUUAAUAUACCUUUUAUAUUUCUCGUGUGGUGGAGGCUGCCCAGAGCUUGACUCGGUUGAAAGUGCACUUCAAUGGAGAGAGACAUCAUGGUCAAGGAGAGUUAUACAACAGAAGCUGGGUGAUGUUGCAGCAGUUUUGAAAGCAUUUGCAGAUUAUGUUGACAGCCUUUGUGGGACCCCGUACCCAAUGGACUAUGAAAUAUGGUUACGAAGGUUCCGAAGAACAAUAAAUGAAGAUCAUGGGAAGGAGGUUGACACAUCAAGUUAG